CUCGCAAAAAAGUUGUAUUCUUUUUUUCAUUCUUAAUACUUUUCAUUAUCUCUCUUUCUCUUUACUACAAUUCUGGCUCUGAAAGCAAUGAAACAGUUCAUUCGCAAACUCUCCUGUAUAAGUGACUCUCUUCUCCGAUCCAACUCAACCAAACCGCAACGUGCUGAAUCAGUCCAUUCAGAUCAUGUGCCAGAGGGUCAUGUUCCAGUGUACGUGGGAGAAGAAAUGCAGCGGUUUGUCCUCAAUGCAGAGAUACUCAAUCAUCCGGUUUUCAUGAACCUCCUCAACCUAUCAGUUCAAGAAUACGGUUACACACAUAAUGGUGUGCUUCGAAUCCCAUGUCGUGUUUCUGUGUUUGAGCAAGUUCUUGAAGCGGUUCGACUCGGUCGUGACCCUCAAAUUAUUCGCGACAUCCUCGGUUCCUCGUCCGAUGAGACUUCUUAAGAGUCUUGUUUCGUCGCGACAUAUCUG
Vicia villosa (hairy vetch) is the source of this 471-nucleotide messenger RNA. RefSeq names its product auxin-responsive protein SAUR71-like. NCBI's taxonomy places the organism in Eukaryota, Viridiplantae, Streptophyta, Magnoliopsida, Fabales, Fabaceae. The record is from RefSeq and is a predicted model, not a curated record. Gene Ontology annotation, biological process: response to auxin. The transcript has a single exon. The coding region runs from base 88 to 444 and encodes 118 amino acids.